This is a messenger RNA of Homalodisca vitripennis (glassy-winged sharpshooter), 1331 nucleotides long. RefSeq names its product venom plasminogen activator-like. Lineage: Eukaryota; Metazoa; Arthropoda; Insecta; Hemiptera; Cicadellidae. Gene Ontology annotation, biological process: proteolysis. The record is from RefSeq and is a predicted model, not a curated record. Gene Ontology annotation, molecular function: serine-type endopeptidase activity. The transcript is spliced from 5 exons. Bases 84 to 1130 code for a protein of 348 amino acids.
GGUGACUCAUCAGCUGAUCAAUCAAAACAAAAAUCUUUUGUCAACAUCUCAAAACAUUACUUGUGUUUGAAUAUGAAAUUACAAUGAUAACAGCAUAUUUGGUAAUUGUAGUGUUUCUAUUCAGUGGCGUUAACUUUGAAAAAGGUAGCUCAAAGUAUAAAAGAUCGUUAACGAUGGACAAAGCACCCUUCGCCACUGUCGUGUUCAGCAACAAAAACAAGUUCUUCUGCUCGGGCACCCUGGUCCACCUAGAGUACGUCCUCACUGCUGCUCAUUGUCUCUACGACAUGCACGGCACCCUCACCGAGGACGAUACGUCGGUCACGGUGAUGGCUGGCUCCGAGAAAGUAAAAUUCGAUGAAAAUGAAGUUGCAACUGGGAAAGUCCAGCUACGAGGAAGCAAGCGAAUAAUGAUACACCAUGGUUAUACCUGGUCAGAAAACUUCGUAAAAGAUCUCGCUAUAAUACAUGUCAGAACCCCUUUCAACAAGACGGAGCACGUUGAUGUGGCACCUCUGCAGAAAUCAAAUGCAACUAAAAAGAUGCAAACUCGGGAGUAUCCCUGGAACAUUACAGAUUUCCAUUCGCUUAGGCGCCACGAAGUUGGAACCUGGGUGUCGCAUAUCUGUGACGGUUAUUGGUAUGGAGAUUCACCGCAUCAAAUCGAGAGCCACAUGGGAAAUAUUAUAAGGGAACACACUAUCACAGUUAUGAAACAUUGUUAUUGCCUGGAGAAAGUGCGAUCUCUGCGGUCUCCCUUCAACAUCAUCAAGGUGAAGAACAUUUUCCUUUGCGACAACCUGGGCACUCCCGUUAAUCUCUGCUGCGGGGACAACGGUGGAACUCUGUUGUGCAAUAAUAUGCUCCGAGGAAUAGCCACCACGGUGUUCCAUUACAAGAGCCAUGACGACGAGUCUUGCGUAACCCACACCACCCACGACUGCUGUCACCCCCAGGAAGAGAAACCCCACCCUUGUGGGGGCGGCAUGAGCAUGAGUGUGUUCACCGACCUCUGCUACUUCAGUGAGUGGCUGUACCAACAUAUACCCGGCUACCCUCUCACCGACCAGCAUUGUAAGCCGGUUGGAAAGUCCUCCGUGAUGCUGGGUAGGUCAGAUAUUGAUUAUUAGAAAUGUUGAAUCGGGACAGUUUCCUUAGAAGAGAGUCCAGAGACAAAGUUAACCUCAGAAACUUAUCGCACGACUGCAGGAGAAAGGUAAUAAUAGAUGAGAGAAGAAAUUCAUGAUUAAGGGUCAGUAAUAAAUGAAUGUGUGCAGCAAAGUUUCAAAAUUAUCUGCACAACUAUAUAAAUCAAUAUUUUGUAUAUUUGG